ACUACAACAAUAAUACGGAAGAGGUGGGAAUCAGGUGACACCACUGGCGUACAGCUGAAUUGUAGUUCUGACAGUAAAAACCAGACUGCAUUAUGGAGGACCAGGAGAUGCAACUGAAAGUCAGAAGGGUGACUGACAAGUUCACGGAGAGCAUGUACGUCCUGGCUAACGAGCCGUCGGUGGCUCUCUACAGGCUGCAGGAGCACGUCAGGAGGUCGCUGCCAGAACUAGUCCAGCACAAGACAGAUAUGCAGAGCUGGGAGGAACAAAGUCAAGGAGCCAUCUACACUGUAGAGUACGCAUGCAGUGCCGUGAAGAGCAUGAACAACAGCAGCUUAUAUUUCAAAAACAUUGACAGUCUUCUCCGUCAAGCCAUCAGCAUGAAGGAACAGAUUAAUAAUUCUCAAGGGCGCAGGAAAAGGACAAUGGACUCAGGCAUGCUGAAGGAGGUGGGAGAAAAGCACAGCUCUGGGAUGUGAUGCGACUUCCUAAGUUGGUGGCGUUGCCUUUAAAGUCUUGCCCUGCUACCUAUUGACUGUGGCUGAAGUGGGUUCAGAAGGGCAACACCUCCUCAUCACAAUAGAGUGGCUGCCUACGCUGACCCCCACCCCCCGUACAAGCCUCUCAGUGGAACAGAGCAUACCAGUGCUGCUAGGUCCAGCAUUAAAAACACUUAAGUCAUGGCUGCUCAAAGAAUGCAUUGUUCUGUUGGACUCACUGGUCGGUUCAGGGAGACAGCAGCACUGCCGUUUUGCCACUGCUGUUGAAAGUCCACUGCACAGCCAAUGUUUUUAAAGUUAGUUCUUUUUUUUAUGUGUUUGUUCUGUUUAACAUUUUGCCAGAUGGUACAACAUAUGCUUAUACAAAAAUACAGAUCCUUUUUUAUUGCUCAGGCUUACCUAUUAAAUAGACAGAAACC
Pundamilia nyererei is the source of this 919-nucleotide messenger RNA. RefSeq names its product BLOC-1 related complex subunit 8 (gene borcs8). The transcript is spliced from 5 exons. Lineage: Eukaryota; Metazoa; Chordata; Actinopteri; Cichliformes; Cichlidae. The record is from RefSeq and is a predicted model, not a curated record. Gene Ontology annotation, cellular component: BORC complex. Bases 93 to 479 code for a protein of 128 amino acids.